Molecule: messenger RNA, 396 nt
Organism: Ilyonectria robusta
Lineage: Eukaryota; Fungi; Ascomycota; Sordariomycetes; Hypocreales; Nectriaceae
Exons: 1
Source: RefSeq, a predicted model, not a curated record
CGUGAUGCAGUACCACAAGCUGGCGACACAUUCAUUAUCGUGGAUAAAGCCUAUGGUCGAGCAAUCACUGUUAUCGAAGGCAGACCGAAACUGGAGACCAGCGCCAAUCGAGCUGGUAGCUGGCGUUGGCUUUGCACCGAGAAGGACGGAUUUCUUGGGUUUCGUAACACCGUCUCGGGAAGAUACUUGGGCCACAACAUUUGGUGGAAUAUGGUGGUUGACGGCUGGAGUCAUAAAGCUUGGGAACACUUUCACGCCAGAAGACAAGAGUGCGGGGGGUAUACCCUUCUGGCUCCGGACUGGUUUACCAUGCGGCAAAUCUCGAUUGGCGAGGGCAACACCCUUGUUGCGGGUAGCGAAGGCGGAACUGUAUGGGAGUUUAUCAAGGUGUUGGAU